AUGGGCGACUUACCCGUGGAAAACAACGAGACCGGCGCGGCUGAAGUGCCAGAAAUCCCCCCUGAAGAGGGCGUCUGGGGCUGGCUGUGUGUCGCGGGCGCCUUCUUGGGCAUCUUUUCUACCUUUGGCUUCUUGAACGCCAUCGGGGUCUUCCAGACAACCUACGAGCAGAUAGCCCUUCGCAACUACUCCGCGUCCAGUAUCGCAUGGAUUUUUGCCAUCCAGCUCGCGCUCAUGUGGGCUCCGGGUCCGUUUUACGGACGCCUCAUCGACACGUACGGGCCCGCACCGGUCCUCUAUCCCUGCAGUCUCCUGUGUGUCUUCUCGCUGUGCAUGACCAGUCUCGCCCGCGAGUACUACCAGAUAUUCCUGGCCCAGGGAUUGGGCUUUGGGAUUGGCGCCGGGGGCGUGUUCUCCUCAUGCAUGAUCUCCGUAGGCCAGUGGCUUGCCCGGCGACGAGGGUUAGCUACAGGAAUCGCCGCCGCGGGCAGCAGCAUGGGCGGCGUCAUCUUUCCCAUCUUCGUGGACCGCGUGAACAGGGACGUCGGAUUCUACGGGGCUGUGCGCUAUACGGCACUGUUCAUGGGCGUCCUCCUGGCCGCAUCUUGCCUGUUGGUUCGGUCCCGUUUCCCACGCAAGACGUGGGAUCCAGACGCCAGGUGGUUUGAGGCGCGGUUGUUCCGACAACCACAGUUCGCUUUCUACACCUUUGGCGUCUACUUUGUCAUGUGGGGGUUGUGGGCGCCAUUCGACUAUCUCCCAUCCAUGGCCUCCCAUGAGGGUUUCUCGCCUACUCUGGCGCUGUAUUUGAUUUCCAUCGUAAAUGCAACGUCGGUUCCCGGCCGUAUUCUCCCAGGCUAUGUGGCGGACUACCUUGGCCAUUUCAACAUAAUCACCAUCUGUGCCCUAUUUACCGGUGGAUCUAUACUGGCACUGUGGCUACCGUUCAACUACCAUGCAUCGCACGCAGGAACCAUUGUCUUCGGAUUAGUCUUUGGGUUCGUGAGCGGCGCCGUCGUGUCUCUGAUGAUGGCUUGUGUAGCGAAAACCGGGCCCCUCGAGACACUGGGCCAGCGGUUUGGAACGUUCCAAAUCGUGAUUUCAGUGAGUUGUCUGACGGGCCUACCCAUCGAGGGCGCCAUUCUGAACCGCCAGCACAACACAGACUUCUCCGGACUGCAGAUAUUUGCUGCUGUAUCGAUCCUCGUUGGGACCGGCUGCCUUGCUCUGGCGACGGUAUUUCUGCGAAGAGAAUGCAAGACGUGGAAGGUCUGA
This is a messenger RNA of Monascus purpureus, 1275 nucleotides long. NCBI's taxonomy places the organism in Eukaryota, Fungi, Ascomycota, Eurotiomycetes, Eurotiales, Aspergillaceae. The record is from the annotation of a GenBank genome assembly.